CACAUAUGUAAGCAUACAGAAAAACUUGCCAGAUCACCGCACCACGGGUUUAAUGUGGUGCUUUUUAUGCUUUCGCCCUUUGAAGUGUUAGGACCUCUCUUGCCAGUUUUAUUUCAUUCCGUAAGAACUGCAGAGAAUGCUGGAGAAAGUCAACAGGCAGUGUUUGUGGAGAGAGAAAAACAAGAGUCAACAUUUUGAAUCCUGCAUGACUGUUCCUAAAGGAAAAUAAAACAUCAUCAUCGGCGGGUCCCUUGCAGAUGACGACGACGCUCUUCCGCUCUCAGGCGUUUGAAAACCAUUGUUAACUUGCAGUGACUCUGCGAUCAGCCAGGCAGCUCUUUGUACAUGUAUUGGGGCAGAACUGUGUUUUGGAAGCUGCCCGAUUGGAGCGAUCUGCAUUGAAAAGGCAUGUUUAAGGUUGAAAAAUAUUUCGUUGCUACAGCAAUCUUCAUACUGACAACCCUGCUGAUCAUCUACAGUUCUAGCAAUGGCAGUAGCUCAUUGGAUUACAGAGGAGGCUUCAUUUACAAUGUUGUGAGUCGGGCGCCGCUAAAUUUAAAGAAGUGGGUCACAAAAGAUGGUUACUUGCCAGUUGUUGGGAACAAGACCAUGGGCCUUCACUGCAGGCAGUGUGCACUCGUCACGAGCUCCAGCCACUUACUGGGCAGUGAGUUGGGCUCACAAAUCGACCAGACCGAGUGCACCAUCCGCAUGAACGACGCACCGACGACUGGCUACGAGGUUGACGUCGGGAGUAAGACGACGCUGCGGGUUGUCGCCCAUUCCAGCGUGUACCGUGUGAUAAGGAGACCCCAGGAAUUCCUGAACAAAAGCCAGGGGGCCGUCUGUAUUUUCUGGGGUCCCCCGCAGAAGAUGCAGAAGAACAGCAGGGGGGGCCUGUACCGAUUGAUUCACCAUGUGGGCUUGGCGUUCUCCAACCUGUCUGCGUUUGUUAUCGCUCCUAAAAGGAUGCAACAGUUUGAUGACUUAUUUCAGAGGGAAACUGGGAGAGACAGGAAGAAAUCCCAUUCCUGGUUGAGUACGGGCUGGUUCACUAUGGUGAUAGCCAUAGAACUCUGUGACAACGUCCAAGUGUAUGGGAUGGCACCACCUCAUCACUGCAGGGAAUCUCAGCCCAAGCGGAUGCCUUAUCACUAUUAUGAGCCGAAAGGACCAGAUGAAUGUAGGACCUUCAUCGGGAAUGAACGAGCCAAGAAGGGGAACCACCAUCGUUUCAUCACCGAGAAGGAUGUGUUUGCCGAAUGGGCAAAGCUUUACAACAUUUCCUUCCUGCAGCCCAGCUGGUGAGGUGAGGUAAUAUCACGCUUCGGUCUGCCUGCCCUCACCGUUCUUCAACUUCACAUCCACGUCUGGGAAACAAAACCCACCCUGGUCAAUGGAAGGCUGAAGCUAAAGCCCCUUCACUGAUGGUUGACAGGGAAUCGGAGGGCUGCUGGAGAGUGGGAUCGGAGUGAUGGUGGACAAUUGCACCAGACCACCAGUGCAGUGGGCAAAUUAACUGCACCCUGUUGAAUAUACUGUGGAGCAGAUUCAUUCAAGCGCUCUGUUCAUAACAGAAAAUUCAACCUGUAACCCUAUUUGUAUCUGUUUAUUGACAACGGGGUGUGACCUAAUUCAAGCAAUGCAGCACAGUUCCUUGCUUUAGGCCUUUUAACAGCCCCUGUGAUAGCACCGGAGACAUGCACCACCCAAUAAUGAUUGUGCAGAAUGGAGCAUUGUGAUUGACCUUGGGCAAAGCAUUUUUAGAAGCAUUUUCAAUUUGCUAAAUUUCACAUCAUCUCACAGACAUUCACGAAUGGAAGAUGCGUCUGUCCUUCACUGAUCUUGCAGAUCCCUCCAAGAACACAGACCUCUGUAAAAGAGGAUAGACCAUGCUGCCUGAUAACUUUGCUCAAAGGGUUGGGGCAGCUUUGUGUAGUUACCGUUGCUGGUUUGCUCGCUGAAAUUGGCGGGAUGACUUUGAGCUGUUGUACCUAGUGGAUGUUACCAUCUCCAGAAUUCAGUAUGUCAUGUAAGACUGUUGUUUCGGGGGCGGGGGGGAUAAAGAUUCCACUGCUUUAUGUUUCUUGUACACAGCCCGAACUUUCACUAAUAUUUAUGUGGUGGUGUGGUUUGGAAUAGGAAGAUGAAUUUCGCCUGACCAGUUUGUAUCUCUGAUCACUGCCACUUUGUUGUUACAACCCAAAUAAAUCCCACACACAACAUA
Messenger RNA from Stegostoma tigrinum, 2227 nucleotides. RefSeq names its product alpha-N-acetylgalactosaminide alpha-2,6-sialyltransferase 6. The coding region runs from base 409 to 1308 and encodes 299 amino acids. Gene Ontology annotation, molecular function: alpha-N-acetylgalactosaminide alpha-2,6-sialyltransferase activity. The record is from RefSeq and is a predicted model, not a curated record. Gene Ontology annotation, biological process: ganglioside biosynthetic process; oligosaccharide metabolic process. The transcript has 7 exons. NCBI's taxonomy places the organism in Eukaryota, Metazoa, Chordata, Chondrichthyes, Orectolobiformes, Stegostomatidae.